UGAAAAGAUCGCCCCCCUCCCACCACGAGUCCCACACCCCUCCCAAAAAAAGGGUUUGCCGUAGCUUCUCACCCCUGCGGCGGUGCGGCGCGCGGCCCUGCCACCGACCCUGCGGCGGUCGCGUUACCUUCCCCUCCCCCUCUUCCCUUCCGGCCGCUCGCCGAACGCCAUCGGAAGCCCUCCUCUUCAGAAAUCGAAGAUUGAAGAUCGGGUUCUUCACUCUUCAGAAAUCGAAACCCUCCUCGUCGCCUCUUCCUCUUCCGCUUCCGCUAUCCAAUGAUAGAUCAGUAAUCGGGUGGUUCUUUACAAACCAGGUUUUUGAAGCGCACCACUUCGUCUCUAUCCCCUACCUCGAAGCUCCUGCCAUGGCGACGUCGCCAACCUCCUCCGCCGUCAACCUCGGCGGAAAGGGCUCCUCUCUCACCCCCGCCGCCGUGUACGCCGUCGCCGGUGGCCUCUCCGGCGUACGGCUCGACUCCUCCGCCCUCGAGAAGCUCGCUCAGUCCAAGAGCUCUUCCCCUCCUCCGCCACUCUCCGAUGCUAUCCAAAAUCCUAGAUUCUUAACCCUUGAGGAGUCCCGAGCCACCCUUGCCGUCCUCCUCAACAAGCUUCUCGUCGCGGACGCCUCCGUGCAUCCCGCACUACCCACCCUGAUCGAGGAGGUCCUGUCCCUUCCGUCGGGUCACGAAACACUAGAUUUCAGAUCCCCAUUACGGUUCCUCGAGUCCAUAUGCCGGUUGAAUGGGAGAAAGGUGGAGGAGAUUAACGUUUCCGGAGAUGAAAUCGGGGUUUUCGAAGCCUCCGCCGCUGCUCCGACCGCGAUCUGCGCGAUCUUGGACUGCUGCUCCUCGGCACUGGUGAGGGUGUCGGACGCAGUGGCGGCGCUCUCCUGCGAGGCCUCUAGGGCUGACGUGGGGGCCUUUGAUUUGCCGGUCUCGGGAGACGGCUUCUCGAUCAAGGAUGAGACGGAUGUAGCCGGAGACAUGAAGGUGAUGCUCUUCGGUUCGAAGCUCGUAGGGCAGAAUUAUGCCGACUCCUUCGCGGAGAUCCCCACCGUCCAUGGGAGCUUCAGGGAGGCUGUGAGAACACUCCAUGGGAGGACCCGUGUCGAGCUGAACUCUUCCAUUAAGGUCAGGAAGAAGAGUACAGGUCUCAGUAAUCAAGGAAAGGAGAAAGCUUUGGUGGCGUCUGCGCUCCCUCUGGCUAUGGCGAUUCGGUCCAUGAGUGAGAUUAGUCUGGGGCGAGCCAAAUUGAUUGUUGAAUCGAUCCGAGAUGUUGGUAUCAAGUCUACGGUUUCUGAAUUAUUUCGAGAUGGGUGUCUGGGCUUUGACAGAUUGAAGGACCAAUUCGAUUCAGUAACGCAAAAUGCUGCUGCUGGAGUAGAUUAUGUAUCGAUUUUGAGUGGUGUUUAUGAUCUUUUGGUCAAAUUUAGGAACAUUCUUGCUUGGGAGGCUGUGUUGGCUUUGUUCACAAUUGAGAUCGAUGAUUCGAUCGAGAAAAUCCAGGGGAGUUCUUCGACGAAUGCCAAGACAAAUGGAGAAACUGCGAAAGGUGACAAGAAGAGCGAGAAGAAAAAGAAGAAGACUUUAGGAAAAGGGACUUCUGCUGUAAUGCAACUUCUUAGAAGCCGAGUAAUGAAUGGAAAGGAGAUAACAAGUGAACAUGUCACAGCACUUGUUAAUUGGGCUCGUGACCUUUCCUUUUGUUUUGAUCCGAAGGACAAAGGGCUUGAUACAUUGAUAGAAAAAGUGAAAGAAAUUGUUGAGAGCAAUGAAGUCAGGAGACUUCCUAAAAUUCCCAAGGGUACCCGUGAUUUUGGGAAAGAACAAAUGGCCAUAAGAGAACGUGCAUUUUCGAUUAUUACCAGUGUUUUCAAGAUGCACGGAGCAGUGGGCCUUGAUACUCCUGUAUUCGAGCUGAGAGAGACUCUCAUGGGGAAAUAUGGGGAAGAUUCGAAGUUGAUAUAUGACCUUGCUGAUCAGGGUGGCGAACUUUGUUCUUUAAGAUAUGAUCUAACUGUUCCUUUUGCCCGAUACGUGGCCAUGAAUAACAUCAGCGCAUUGAAAAGGUACCAAAUAGCAAAAGUGUAUAGGAGGGAUAAUCCAUCAAAGGGAAGGUAUCGUGAGUUCUAUCAAUGUGACUUUGAUAUAGCUGGCCAGUAUGAGCCAAUGGAACCUGACUUUGAGGUCAUUAAAGUAUUAACAGAAUUGCUGGAUCGACUUGACAUUGGCACCUAUGAGAUAAAGCUAAAUCAUCGGAAACUAUUGGAUGGAAUGUUGGAGAUUUGUGGUGUGCCUCCUGAAAAGUUUAGGACAGUUUGCUCGAGUAUAGAUAAGUUAGACAAGCAAACAUUUGAGCAGAUAAAGAAGGAACUGGUGGAAGAGAAAGGGUUAGCUAUUGAAACAGCAGAGAAAAUCGGCACAUUUGUGGAAAAACGAGGGCCACCACUUGAAAUCCUUUCUGAAUUGAAUAAAGAGGGUAGUCAGUUUAUGGAGAACAGUGGCUCUGUUGUUGCGUUGAAUGAGCUAGAUAUAUUAUUUAAAGCGCUUGAAAAGUCAAAAUGUCUAGACAAAGUGGUCUUUGACUUGAGUCUGGCUAGAGGCCUUGAUUACUAUACUGGAGUAAUAUAUGAGGCAGUCUUCAAGGGUGCUACGCAGGUUGGUUCCAUUGCAGCAGGGGGUCGCUAUGAUAACUUGGUAGGAAUGUUCAGCGGAAAACAGGUCCCUGCAGUUGGUGUCAGCCUUGGAAUUGAAAGAGUCUUUACAAUUAUGGAACAGCUGGAAAAGGACAGGAACCAGGUUAUUCGCGCAACUGAGACGCAAGUUCUGGUGGCUAUUCUUGGAAAAGACCUUACUCUAGCUGCCGAGCUCGUGAGUGAGUUGUGGAAAGCCAAAAUAAAUGCCGAAUUCAAGCUCACCAAGAGGGUGAUGAACCACAUUACCUAUGCCAAGCAGUCCAGCAUUCCUUGGAUGGUGCUGGUUGGUGAAUCCGAACUCGAAAAAGGCAUCGUCAAGUUGAAGAACAUCGAAGCAAACCAAGAAGAGGAGGUCCCCAGGAAAACCUUUGUUGAGGAGCUUCAAAGAAGGAUUAACAGUGUUUGAUAAAGCUACUAGACAACAAUAUACGGAGGGACAAGUGCAUGUGUACAUUGCAUUUUUUUCAACCAAGCGGCCUCAACCAUUUCGAUCAUGCCUCAACCAUUUCGAUCAUUUGGCAAUUUAAUUCAAACAGCCAAAAUAUAGAACAGCAGAAAAAAAAAAGAAGGAAAGUUAUUCAAGUCUUGUGUGAUUGGAUCAAAUGAUAGAGAAUUGUGGCAUAUUUACCUUUUCAUGCUGGGGUAAAUGGUGCAGGGCUUCUCGAGGUAAAGCUGCUUGUUGCAUUCUGAGCUGAGAAAGCUCAUUUUAUUUCUCAAUCUCUUAACAUAUGUGGUUUUGGCUUUUCUUUUUGUUUGUUCUUCAUCUUUCUUUCAUCUAUCGGUCACAACUCAUUUACUGGAUCUUGCAUGUCUCAAUUCGGGCGAAAUAUAUUUAGAACUUUUUUUGUUAGCACAUAAUGAUAUAACCAGAGUUUCUUAUUGUUGGGUAACCCGAAAUGUAAUACAGUUAUUGCCAUGUGAGCUAAACAGAUGGCUUCUUUACUUGAUUCUCACUUGUUUGUAAGAUUUCAUUUGCUACAGCAAAUAGUUUCGUGCUGCUAAUUAUUAUUUC
Ananas comosus (pineapple) is the source of this 3707-nucleotide messenger RNA. Its product is annotated as histidine--tRNA ligase, cytoplasmic-like. Gene Ontology annotation, molecular function: histidine-tRNA ligase activity; ATP binding. Gene Ontology annotation, cellular component: mitochondrion. Gene Ontology annotation, biological process: mitochondrial translation; histidyl-tRNA aminoacylation. Lineage: Eukaryota; Viridiplantae; Streptophyta; Magnoliopsida; Poales; Bromeliaceae. The record is from RefSeq and is a predicted model, not a curated record. Bases 366 to 3101 code for a protein of 911 amino acids. The transcript is spliced from 8 exons.